Molecule: messenger RNA, 1146 nt
Organism: Rhizoctonia solani
Lineage: Eukaryota; Fungi; Basidiomycota; Agaricomycetes; Cantharellales; Ceratobasidiaceae
Exons: 3
Coding region: 1-1146 (381 amino acids)
Biological process (GO): DNA strand invasion; double-strand break repair via homologous recombination
Cellular component (GO): Rad51B-Rad51C-Rad51D-XRCC2 complex; centrosome; replication fork
Molecular function (GO): four-way junction DNA binding
Source: RefSeq, a predicted model, not a curated record
AUGGCCUCGACCUCUAAGGCCAUUGACGGGUUAGCUGAUGUUCGCCGAGAGUCUGGUCUUCACUUGAUCAAUCGAGUUAAGCAAACAACGGACCCACCGGGCGAUUCGUUUAUCCAAGACUUCGACUCCCAUAUCAUCAGAGCAUUCCCCAAACUCGAGCAGACUCUCCCAAAAUCAUCCUGGGCGCGUGGUGACAUUAUUGAGAUUCAGGGACCGGCCGCAAGCGGCAAAACCCACUUGCUUUACUUCUGGGCUAUGACAUGCGUACUUCCUUAUCGAAUGGAUGUGAACUUGGAAGGCUAUCAAGAGAAAAAAGAUGUGCUUAUUGGUGGGCGAAACAGAUCUGUCAUUGUAUGCGACUGCGAUGGGCGAUGGAGUCCGCGUCGCCUAAACGCCAUCAUUAGUUCAUACCUACGAGACCGACUUGGUACCAUCCUCCCUCAAGAUACUCCCGAAUCAUACGAUCGUAUAAUAUCCCAGGCUGUUAUAAACGCACUGAAGCGGGUCCACCUGUUUCGACCUGAUUCUACACUCUCGCUCGCGACUACGCUGAUGGCAAUACCUACAUACCAUCGCACAGGUAUGGCAGACGAACAGAUCGGGAUGCUAAUGGUCGACGGGAUUAGUAGCUUCUACUGGUCCGACCGUUGGCUUUCUGAGCAGAUCGAGAACGAGCCUGCAGAAGUCCAAACUGCGGCGCCACAGCCUCCCCCACCUCCACCGCUGCGAUCAGACGCGAACCCAUUACGCCAUGUGCUCACAGUAAUUCUCAACCUACGUCGUUCUCUCGGGUUGGUUGCGUUGCUCACAAACUGGGGUCUUGCGGCGCUCGACUCACAAGUUCCUCCUUCGACUGUGUACUUUCGUCAGCAUUUGCGUGCACCGUACCCAUCGCCGUUCGAGUCUGAGCCGCGGGCGAGUAAAUUCUCUCUCACACACCAUAUCACAAUUCCUUUACAAGGACCCGAGCCGUUAAGAGAUGACGUAUUACCAGAAGAUGAGACUGGGGACCAGGAACGUGAGGAUCAAGCUGAGAGAUCACGGGCGAUGGCCAGAACGAUCGGCAAACGACCUGGAGAGGCACGGACGGUUAUAGAAUCUGAGCUUGAGUUUACGGUCACCGAGAGCGGUAUCUCUGUAUCAUAG